Molecule: messenger RNA, 4276 nt
Organism: Sphaeramia orbicularis (orbiculate cardinalfish)
Lineage: Eukaryota; Metazoa; Chordata; Actinopteri; Kurtiformes; Apogonidae
Gene: col21a1
Product: collagen, type XXI, alpha 1
Exons: 29
Coding region: 385-3267 (960 amino acids)
Source: RefSeq, a predicted model, not a curated record
CUCAACACUUGGAAGGAGGCUGUGCUCAUUACUAUUAUUUUCCUUUAGGACUGUCAGAGAUGGGCUGUCUUUUUCACUAUUUCAUGCUCUCCUUAUCUGCUUCUCUUUCCACCCAUGGUAAUUGAGGGUGGCUGUAGGCCAGUAAAAGUUCGGACUGAAGGGGGGGUGGAGAGGAAGACGGAGAAGGACAGAAACAGAGAGAGCUGCUGGAAAGGGCAGGCUUUCAUUCACCAGAGAAACAUGUGCACUUCUCCCUAAAUUCAGUUUCUGUAAUCCCAGGGCUGUGAACAGUAUUGAUCAUCGUCUCUCAAUGAGAGGAUUAACGGAAAUUCACUCAAGGGCUUGGACGCUUUCUGGUAUACAAUUGGAACUUGUUGCUGCAUAAUGGGUUACAAAGCAACAUCCAUGCAUUGUGUCCUGAGAUGCCUGUGCUUCAUGCUUCUCCAUUUAUUUAGUACAGCACAAGAUGAUGACAUAAGAAGUUGUAGGACCGCCCCUUGUGAUUUGGUCUUUAUUUUAGAUGGAUCGUGGAGCGUCGAAGAUGUCAGUUUCGAAAUAGUAAAACGAUGGCUUGUCAACAUAACCACAAGCUUCAACAUCGGACAGAAGUUCACCCAGGUCGGAGUUGUCCAGUACAGUGACGACCCCGUUUUAGAAAUACCUCUCGGGAAGUACUCCUCAAACAAAGAUCUCAUUAAGGCCAUGGAAAAUAUUGAGUACAUGGGGGGAAACACAAGGACAGGGGCAGCCAUUAAGUUUGCCACAGAUAAACUGUUCGGCCUCUCGGAGCGAGGCCCGGCAGGCAUUUCCAGAAUUGCUGUUGUCCUCACAGAUGGGAAGUCACAAGAUGAGGUUUUGAAAGCAGCAGAGGCAGCAAGGAAAAAAGGAGUAAUUCUGUUUGCAAUUGGUGUUGGGUCAGAGACAGAAGAGGCCGAGUUAAGGGACAUUGCAAACAAGCCUUUUUCAACCUAUGUUUUCUCUGUUGAGGACUACAAAGCCAUUUCUAGGAUCAUACAGGUCAUAAGACAGAAAUUGUGUGAAGAGACUGUCUGUCCAGCAAAGAUUCCCAUUGAUUCUCGUGAUGAAAAAGGUUUUGAUAUUCUGCUGCAUUUAAAUCUGGCCAAAAAAACAAAGAAGACCCAAGGUGCAUAUUAUGGCACCAAGGCCUACGAAGUGACGUCCCGUGUCGACCUGAGCGCAGCCACGCGGACCCUGUUUCCCGAUGGCCUGCCUCCGUCGUAUGUUUUUGUGGCCACGCUGAGGUAUAAAGGAUCUGUGACAAUAGAGGAGUGGGACCUGUGGAGAAUACAGACCCGUGACGGGAAACCUCAGAUGGCGGUGACGCUGAAUGGAGUGCACCGCACCGUCUCGUUCACAACAACCAGCGAAGCACCGAGUGGAACGCAAACUGUUACAUUCUCCCAACAGACAGCAAGGAAACUUUUUGAUGAGGCAUGGCACCAGCUGCGGCUGCUGGUCACUGAAGAGGAUGUUACUCUUUAUGUUGAUGACCUGGAAAUUGAAACUCUGUCCUUGGAGCCCCCUGUUGGCAUUUUCAUCAACGGAAAAACCCAAGUUGGAAAAUAUGUCAGGAAAGAGACCACAGUGCCAUUUGAAAUACAGAAACUCCGUAUCUACUGCGAUCCGGAGCAGAACAACCGAGAGACAGCGUGUGAAAUACCUGGAGUUUGCUCUAACAGUCCUGAUUACACUGAACCAACUGAGGAGCCUUGUGUUUGCCCUCCUGGACCCCCUGGACUUCCAGGUGUGAAGGGAGAACAAGGAAUCACUGGCAAACCUGGUCAGCCUGGACCUGCUGGUGCUGAUGGUAAGCCUGGGAUUCCUGGCAUUAGAGGAAGUCCAGGGCUGCAAGGUCCACCGGGGGUCGAGGGAAAACGUGGGCCAGAUGGGUACAAAGGGGAACAAGGGAGACCGGGUGUUUCGGGUGAGAGGGGGAUGCCUGGAUUACAAGGACCAUCUGGACAACCAGGAGAGAAGGGCUCAGUCGGAUCACCGGGACCUGUCGGGUUGCCGGGGAAAGCUGGCCAAAUGGGUGAAAAGGGAAGCGUGGGACCUCCCGGGCCUCCAGGUUACCCAGGAGAACCUGGUUUACCAGGGAGAGAUGGCAAGGAUGGAUUUCCGGGGACACCUGGUCAAAAGGGAGAAGCUGGGAUCAGUGGUAUUCCUGGCGUUGAUGGACGGAGAGGUCUUCCUGGUAUGCCUGGGUUGCCAGGAAAUGCAGGCUUGGAUGGACAAAAGGGGGAAGCAGGUUUGCCAGGACCAAGAGGUUUCUCAGGAUCAGCUGGACCACCUGGAGAGAUGGGUUUACCCGGUGCACUUGGUUUGAAAGGACCACCAGGACUUAAGGGGAACAAGGGUGAAAGUGGAAGUCCAGGUAUACAAGGGGCAUCUGGGCCUGCGGGGAGUCCAGGAGGACCAGGAUUAGCAGGUCAACCGGGGCACCCUGGCAUGCCAGGCCUGAAGGGCAGCAAGGGACAAAGAGGAAACCCAGGUGAAAAAGGCGAGGGGGGAAUGAGGGGUGAAAAAGGAGAGACUGGCCGACCAGGGGAGCACGGUUUGACUGGUGUGACUGGACUGAAAGGAGAGAAAGGGACAUCAGGGGAUCCAGGGCAGAGGGGUCAAGAUGGUCUGAUGGGACUCCCUGGACAGCCGGGUCACACAGGCCCAGCCGGCCCCCGAGGGCUCCAGGGGGACCUCGGUCCUCCUGGUCCACCUGGACCCGAAGGAAGAGCUGGAAGUGAAAUGUCAGAUAUGCACAUUCGACAAAUUUGCAGAGAGAUUCUUCGAUCUGAGCUGCCGAUGCUGUUGCUGAGCAACCAGCAAAGUAGUUGCACUAACUGCCACAGCCAACCGGGAUCUCCAGGUCCACCGGGUCCCAUCGGGCCUCAGGGACUCAGGGGUCUUCCUGGAUUUAGCGGCACCAGGGGACAGCCGGGCCACCCUGGUAGACCAGGACACCCUGGUGUUCAUGGGCUUAAAGGAGAGCCUGGUUUGAAGGGUGACAAGGGGAGCUAUGGUCGAAGUUCAAUUGGAGACCCAGGACCACCUGGGCCACCAGGCCCGGUAGGUCCCCAGGGCUACGGUAAACCAGGUCCUCCAGGUAAGCCUGGUCCCCCUGGUCUAGAUGGAGCAGAGGGUAAAAGUGGUAAUCCUGGCAUCCCUGGCCAACCUGGGGUGUGUGAUCCAUCCAUGUGCUAUGGUAGCAUGAUGAGGCGAGAUCCUUAUAGCAAAGGGCCAAACUAUUGAUGUAAACCAGUGUCAGUGCAGGCACCAGUGUAGAGCUGAUGUGGAACAAACAGCCAUUCUCAGGAAGAUCUCAUCUUUACAGUUUCUCUAUGUCAUGGAAACAAACGGACCUCUUCGAACAUGCAGUCAUCACCUACAUCCUAUCGUAUUUUACCUGUUGUGAUUCUGCAUUACUAUCCAAAUGUCUUCUAAUGGUGUUAAUAAUUGGUUGUAAUUACUACGCCCUAAACUACUUCACGUAUGUGGUUUAGACCUCUUUUGGGGCAGUGUAGUUGGUACGUUUUCUCACAUUGCCCUCUGGUGUUGCUUCGUUGCAUGUUGCUCUCUACAUCUUCACUACACUUUGGGAAGGUGCUACAUGUGUUCAGUUAAAACACAACUUAACAUAACUCCCCAAUUCCAUGUUCAGUCAGUGAUUUCAGCAUAAAUUAUACCUAAACAAAACUGUGAGUUUGGUUUCCUGUACCUGAUUACGAGUGGCUGUAAGUCUGUUUUCACUUAAGGCACUUAACUCAAGUGCAUAUAAUGUAUGAUUCGAGACUGAAUUAAUAGGACGGUGUUGCAUAAUUCCCUCCCUAUCAUAAUACUCAAUCAUUCACAUAUGAUUUUUAUUCCAUUUAGGAAAUACAAUGUUUUAAAAUGUCACAAGAACGUGCUGACAUUUUGGUUUGAAAUUAUGUCACUUAUGUUCCCAAAGCUUAUACUUUAAUUACUGUAGCAGGUAUUUUAUUAUUGUUAUUUAUGAACUGAGUCAUAACUGUGUAUUUUAGCAGUGAUGUGUUUAAAACAGCUUUUUUGUAAUUUUAUUAUUUUUGUUAUUGAGUCUUUUGUAUGGAAUCUUUUUUUUUUUUCACUAGAAUUAAAACAUCUUAAUAAUUUGUGAAAUCCGAUGUUUAUUUCACGGCUGUAUCUUGUCAGUGGUGUGUCUCAUCUUUACCUGGAGGCGUUCUGUCUGUGUUAUUUGUGAACAACAUUUUUGACAGCAACAUCAAAAAACAGAAGUGUGAAG